GAAGUUUAUUCACCCCGCGCCGCUCGGAGACGAAUCGACUCAAUAUUGCGCUGCAGCUGACUUUUUAUUUUAUUCGAUCGUUUUUUUAUACUCGGACCGAUGAAAGGUUUACCUCUAGGAUGGAGUUACAAUAAUUACAAUAGAAUGCGAGUGUGACUCAAUGUUGAUAGUAACAGUGGACGCGAAGUGAACGAUCGUGUUACUGCCCUGCGACAAAAACCAUUGACAAUAAAAUGCCUUUUGUGAACAUAAAAAAGCAAUAUUUAGCACUCGGGAUGUUGAUUUUCAUCGUAUUAUUUUUCUUCAAUAGCCGUCCAGCUUUCCAAUGCCAGUUCACGCCAGAGGUGACCCCAUAUUUGCCCACAAUCUAUGGUAUAACUCCGACGUACGCAAGACUAACCCAAAAGGCCGAUCUAACAAGGUUGUCACAAACUUUGAUGCUUGUAAAGAAUUUCCAUUGGAUUGUCAUUGAAGAUUCUGACACAAAGACAAAAUUGGUUGAAAACUUGCUCAAAGAAACACCACUCAAAUAUACUCAUCUCAAUAUGAAGACACAAAAGUCAAAACAUUCAUCGGCCAGCGGAGUAGAACAGAGGAACAUAGCUCUAAAUUGGCUGAGAGGGCAUCUAGACAGCAUUCCAGACAAAAGAGGUGUCGUCUAUUUCAUGGAUGACGACAAUACAUAUUCACUUAAAGUAUUCGAGGAGAUGCGAAAAAUAAACAAAGUAGGAGUUUGGCCGGUCGGCAUAGUGGGGGGAAUGCGGAUAGAGAUGCCGAUAGUGACUGAUGGGAAGAUCACCGGCUUCAAUGCAGUGUGGAAGCCAUUCAGACCUUUCCCCAUAGACAUGGCUGGAUUCGCCAUCAACGCCACACUUUUCCUGAUACACCCGGAGGCGAAAUUUUCUAGAAAAGUCCAAUCAGGAUUUCAGGAAAGUGAAAUAUUAAAAUACUUCACGACAAAGAACGAGAUGGAGCCACUAGCGGACAACUGUACAAAGGUGUACGUAUGGCACACACGCACGCAAAAACCUUCCAUACUCAACCCCAAGAAACUAAAGCACCCGCCUAUACCCGACGACCAUAUUGAAGUCUGAUUUGACAAUAAAAAAAAAAUUUGAAAUUCUAUAUAUCAAGCGUUGAACGUUAGUCGCGCAUUUCAACACAAGUGAGCAAAACAGAACGAACAGAAAUACUACUGUCUCAUAAAAAACAAUAGGCGGUAUGAUCUUCGAUCUUUGUCUAUUACCAAAGAGAUUUGAAAAAAAAAAGGUUUUUCGGUCUUCGAUCUUUGUCUAUUGCAAAAGAGAUUAAAAAAGGUUUAUCUAUCUCCAAUCUUUGUUUAAUUCAAAAGAGAUUAAAAAAUUCGGCUCUAUCGUCAUCAAUCUUUGUCUAUUGCAAAGAGAUUUUUAAAAAAUUACAAUUCACUUGUGACCAAGUAUUAAUUACUUGUUCUUUCUUCUAACAAACAAAUGUAAACUAAGACAAUGUUUACUCACUAACACUUCACUAUUUGCAUAGUUUUGUCUUACUCUUGUAAAUUUGUAUACAUUUAAGUAUACAAUUAAUUAAAUUGUAAACACAACACGAUCACUUCCUGUACUAGGAUACUCUAAUCUUGAUACUUGACAAAUGAAGCUUAAUUAUAAUUAUAUAUUCGUAGGUACCAUUAUGAUUUUAGGUGUUCUAACUUAGGUAAAUAUAUUUUGGAAUAUAGCAACUUAAAAUAAUCCCUUUUUGUGUUGUCUCGUAUGAAAAAAUAAUCUCAUAAGUAUAUAUAACUGUGAGUUUAUUAUGUAAAAUAAGAUAGUACUCGAAUUUUUAUUGACAUACAAAUGUAUGAAUUUUACAUAAAUAAUAAUAUGCGACUUAAGCUAAGUUUAGGAGCAAGUAGCAAAUAUUAAAAAAAAAUACCUUUCAAAGCAAUUAGGUUAGUACUCUCUAUAAAGCAUUAAAUAAAUACAUAAUAAUAUGUAAAGAGAUUAGUAUUUAAAUAUGUAAAGAACUUUCAAAAUAUAGUAUUAUGGUAAUAGUAGGGGAGCCCGGGAUGCUAAAUUUGCAGUUACUAAAACGUCAUGAGAAUCAAUUAGAUUUGAUAGAUUAAAUGAUAGAAAGAAUAAAUGGUUAUACUUCUUUCGCUUUCAGCGGUGGUGGAAAAAACUACAGACUUUAUAGACAUUUUUUACUUUGGUUUACUGAAAUCAUCAGAAAACAUGAGUGAUUAUUCAGGAGAUUAUUUCAUUAAAAAUAGGUAAACACUUAACCGCGCUAGUGGCUCGAUAUCAGAAAUAUAAGAGUUUUAUUUUGUAACUUUGGUACCCUACUGCUCUAUUAUGUUACGCUCAAACCGUCAGAUUAUCGAAAUGCACACCUUUUAGCUAUCAACUCACCUAUCUUAUAUUAAUCUGACGUACUGGUUCAGUAUUUCUGAAAUUAGUUUCUUUUUGUUGCCCUAAACGUACCCAGCAAUAUUAAGGGCUUAUACUUGAUGGAGGUAGGUACUGAACAACGUGCAAUGUAUACUCCCUUAUGUUGUAUCUGCCGCGCUCGAGUAACUACAAAAAUCCCCUCUAGGGCUCCUCUACUAUAAUAUCAAAUAAAAUCUAGGGUUGCCACUUCUGCAAUAAUCCGAAGAAUCUAGUUCUAAUAUGUUGUUUGUAAUAGUGUCACAAGGGUUACAAAGGGUCAACAAAGUAAGGAUUAAUUUAUAGUUAUACUUUCGAAAGUGCAUGGCAACUCUUACUAGAUAAUAAAGGUUUAAAUGAAGGUAUCACAUGUAACUUAUAAGGCAACUUCAAUGUGACUAAAAUUAUAGCAAUAAAUAUUAGGGUAUAUCAAAAAUAGUAUUAUUUUCAGACAAGAAAAUUAUCGAGGCUAAAUAAAAAAGACAUGCCUAAAACUAUAUGUAACUGUUACUCACAAACACGCAUAAUAUUAUUUCUAUAGAUUUUAUUGUUCCAAUUGAGUAUUACUUUUUUUUUAAUAUUAACAUUUUUUUACAAACACAUUGACAAUUUUUUUUUGUAAAUAUUUGUAACAUUGUUAGUAAAGCUAGUUUUUUAUUUCUUUUUUCUUCUUAUUAUAGUGCAAUGUGUAUCGCUGUAUUUCGUUCCUUUUUUAAAGAUGGAAAUGAAAAUACUUAUUUAAGUAUAUAAUGUAAACUUCGUAUAAAAUGAGAAUACCGGAUGUCCCAUAAUUAUACUAAACAUUUUAAUUACAGCUGCUAUCAUCGAAAAAACUGAUUCGAAAUAGAAAAAAUAUAACAUGAUCACCAUACGGAUUUUUCCAAAACUAGAUUAUUUGAUGAAAUAUAUUCCGUUUGAUCCAUUAAUUAUGGGAUACCCUGUAUAAUUAUUAAAAGUAGGACACAUGGUACAUUAGACAAGGAGAUUUACUCUAAAUAAAAUAAUUAACCAAAAAAAAUAAAAUAGAAAGCUGUCGGUCGGGCUUUAUUAUUUUUAUUUUUUCUUAUUUAAGAAAUAGAUAAUAACUCUACUAUAAACAGCGCCGGCAUGUCUUAAUCUUACCGGCCUAUACAAGUUCGGUCACGGGAACUUAGGUAUACCCCCUUAAAAAAGUAGAUGGAGAUGAUAAUAUAAUAAUAAAGAUCUGGUUAAAUAAUUGGCUUAGUUGAAAAAUGUUUUUUGAAGAAGAUACAUUGUGACAUUGUGACAUUCUUCUUAUUAAAAAAGUUCACCGGUGUACCAAAGCUUCUUAUUAAUUUUUGAUAAUAUUUUUUGUAUUAUUUUUAUCUGUUUACAACAACAAGAAAAAGAACUAACAAACCGUAAAAAAUAUUCAAAAAAUGGUGUUAAACUCAGGCUGUAUGGAUAACGAUCAUUGCUUGUCUCCAUUGGAGACAAAUUAAUAACUAAAAAUAUAAAUCAAUAUGAAUUUGAUAAUCUAAUGAUAUCAAUAUUUUUUUUUUGGAUAUAAGUCAAUUGCCUUUUCUUGCAGUCUAGCUUUUGAAAAUCUCCUUGUUUAACUUACCCUUAGAGUUAUAGUUUAAGUGUACUUCCGAUACUCGUAGCGCGAGUAUUCAUUUGUAUGUUUUGACACGUUUCUGCUUAAAACAAACAAAUGACAACAGGGGAUUCAAAUCUUACAACAGAACUUCAAAUAUUGGAAGAUCUUGUAACAUUCCUUGUACUCGUUUUAAUUGUAUAGAACCAGUUUUUUGUGUAUCUUUGAUUGAUUGUUUUUCGCUUUCUAUAAUCUAUGUAUCUAUACGAGAUCUAGCAUACGAAAUAUACAACCUCAUCUGCUAUUUAAUUGGGAUAAGAAACAAAUGGUAGAAAAUAUUCACAUUGCACAUCGAUUGCCUAGUUAAAUUGCGGCCGGAUAGUAUUAAAGGAUUUAUUUAUUUUUUAACUUAUUUAAUCUUCCAUCAUUGUUUAAUUUAAAAAAUCGUACACUUAAUAGAAUAUACCCAAAAGAAUUGAAAAAGUUGCCUGCUUUCACACUGCAUUGUGUGGUUGCUAGAAGUAAACAGUUAAGUAAUAAUAUUUAUAUACCCUCAUCAGUUAUUUAGUUUCCUAAUAUGUCUAAUGAUAGCUUAUUUUUUGCUUAAUGUAACUGCAUAGGUUGCCUUUGAUCUAGUUGAUGGUUUCCUAGAUUUUGUAUCAAAAAUGUGUUUGAGCUCAAUUUAAACAGACACCUAUUUGCAAUGUGUCACUGUGAACAUUAUCUAUCAUUUAUUUCUUAUUACUAAUGAAUAACAGAUGAGGGUCGAGGGUAUAUAUUUCUAAUGCCAGAUCUUAGACCAUAAAUUGUGCUUUGGUAAUAUUGUCUAUCGGCAAACCGCAAGACUGUCUUCGUCUACAGAGGCGCAGGGUAUGACGUCAGAGGGAUUCGAGAGAGACAGGCGGCUAUUCGUUAUUCAUGUUUAGACAGAACUUAUUUAGAAACUCGCCGAUAGCUUUCUCGCGAUUGGUUGGAUGCGUAACUGUCAAAGCGAAGCUUGACUGGUUCCGCUAGUGUAGAAAAGUUACAGCUUAUUGUAACGAUAUUGAUAAUCAACUUAUUUGCAGAUGAUAAUUUUAAAAUGUAGUUGAAUAGUGUAAUUUUGAAAUUAUAUGAAAUUAUAAUUUUUUUAAAUUAUGUAUUUUUUUAUAAAAAUAUAAAAAUAAAGAUUUGUCACAAACCGUGCGUCGAUCUACAAUUUUAUUACUUACGCUAUUUUCUGCUAAACUUGACAAAUCUAGCAAAGGCGACACAAUACUCUUCUAUCUAUCGUUUUAAUUGCAAAGUCACUUUGCGGAACCUAGAAAAUAUUUUUUUCAUAUGCAUAUAUUUUUCAGUUUUUUUAUUAACUUACAAAAAUAACUAUUAGCCGAGUCAUGAUAGAAAUUGAAUAUUUUUAUACAAUCUGUUUGUUUUGUAAACCGAUUUCUAAAAAGAAAGAGGUUGUCAAUUCGUCGAAUUUUUUUUAUUAAAUUUUUUUAUUUUUGUUUUUGUUUAACACAUUUUUUAUGAAGGUUUCUAAAAACUCAUUAUUUUUAAAAUGUAUUUGGUUCAAUGGCAAUAAUUUUCAUUAUUUAAUAACUUUUGCAUAAAUAUUAUAGAUUACAACAUCUCUGUAGUCUAAGUAUAUAAAAGGCCUAAAAUAUAAUUUAAUGUUAAAAAUAAAUGUAACAAAUAAUGUAUUUUCUUUUAAAUUCGAUUUAAUUUUUUUUCCAGAUUAUUUAAAAACACUUUUUAAACAUGGAAGUGUUAAUUUACUGUAUUUUACAACUGCAAUUUAAUUUAUGGAUGGAUCAAGAAAACAUUGUCUCUUGCCAUUUCUAGUCGUUACAAGACUCUAAGACAAGAUACAAGAUUUAACGAAAUAUGACAUUUUGUAUAAUAUAUUUAAAUGAAUAUUUGACAAAUUUCAUAGGCAUGUGCUGCCAAAAGUAUCAUUCUAAGAUGGACAAAGAUUAAACGUUGAGUCUCAAUACACCGAGGGGUGGUUCGAUCCCCUCCCCGUUGGUAUAUUGUCGUACCCACUCCUAAGUCUAGUCCUACUCCUAGUCUUUCCCGACUAGUUGGAAGGGCCAAUAUUCCCAAUUGGUCAUAUUUCAAAUAUAUGGCAAAUAUUCUUUUAAAAAACUAAUUGAUCUCAAAUGUUUCAAAAUAAUAGAGUGCCCCAAUUAUAUAAAACUUCAUUUUAUUAUUUUCAUAGCAUUAUAUUUUUUUUCAAUUUUAAAUACUUUAAUUUUAUUUGUCAAUUUUAUAGUAAAAGCUUUAAUUUAUGCAUAAUAAAAAACCUAUUAGUAUAAUAUGUUUCAAAUCGCUCAAACUUAUCGGUCUAACUUCUAAUUCUAGUCUAGGAACGCGUGCUGUCUAUUUGUAUAUCUAUUAGAUAUUAUUUUUUAUGAAUGUCUUAUUUGUAUUAUUCAGUGUUUCGCAAUAAAAUUUAUAUAUAUUCGUACGCGAUUUUAGGCUAACUUAGGUAUACAAAUGUUAUGUACUUAUUAUUAUUUUCGUGGUAAAUAAAAACAAUGUUUUAAAUAAAUAAUUAAAUUUUAAUUCCACGUUUAGUAUUCGAAAUAUUUUAUUUAAAUCAUUUUAGUUAUAUAUUUUAUUCAAGGUGUGAUAUGACAAAAAAUAUGUCCCAGUUUUGUAAUAAUUGUACCUAGAUAUAAAGUUAUAAUACGGUAAUAUAAUUUCUAUGAUAAACGUAAAAUAGUAAUUUAUACCUCAUAAUGUUUAAAAUUAAAUAUUAUAUUCGUAGUUAUAAAAACCAAUAUAAUUUAUUUGAAAUUGUAUAACAUUUCUUUUGUAUUUUUUGUUAAACACACUAUCACAUCGAAUAGCGUAAAUGCACAGGGAAAAUAUUGUAUUAAAAAUGUGCAAUGAUUGAAUACAUAGUUUUGUAUUAUGGCCGAUUCACAUUGUUCCGGUACUGUUCCUUAAUAUAGUGUUUUGAUCAAAAAAGUUAAACAAAUAAGUAGGUACAUAAUUAUUGUUACGUAAUAGAUCGAGAGCUUGUUCAGUCAGAUGUUUAUGCUUUUAAGUUCAGCUGACACUGUCAGUUCGUACUUCUGCCAUAGGUAUGUUCAAUAGGUAACUAUGAAGGUUUCAAAGGUCCUAAAUCUCGACUGUCCAAAUUUAAAGCGAUUUUUUUAUAUUUUGCUCGACAUAAUAUAGCCGUGAAUAAUAAUCAAACUUUAAGGAUAUUCAAUGAAGUGUUGCCACGGAGCUAAAUGUUUGGCGGUUGCGGACAUGUUUUGUCACUGUAACCUAUUUUUAUAUAAUAUAAAAAAAUCGUUUUACACUUGUACCGUUGGGGUUCUUAACACUUAAACCUACUCAAGUCACUAUGGUCUAAAGUAUAAAAUCUAAGCAUACAAACUUUCAGCUUUUAUAAAAUGAUGAACGUGGGGUAUCACAGGCUCUUAGACUAUAACUGCUCAAUGAUUUAAGCCUCAAUAGCUCAACGGUAAAACGGCCGGACUCAUCACAGAGGUCGCCGUUCGAUACGCAUGCUGAGGUAUUGUAGGUAAGUAAGAGGGAAAUAUUCUUUAAAAAUAAACUAAUAAUGAAGCCAGUGGAGUGGUAUUUCUUUCAAGUCAAUAAGCUCUGUUAUAAAGUUUGUAGGCUUUGUAAGUUAAUAGUGUACCUAAUACUAAUGUGUGCGUAGGACGAUGUGAAUUGGCUGCUAAUAUUUAUUAUGUUUAGUAAUAUGUACCUAAUGCAUUAAAUAAUGACAGUCUGAGGAAUAAAUUAUUAUAAAUACCA
Molecule: messenger RNA, 7719 nt
Organism: Bicyclus anynana (squinting bush brown)
Lineage: Eukaryota; Metazoa; Arthropoda; Insecta; Lepidoptera; Nymphalidae
Gene: GlcAT-I
Product: galactosylgalactosylxylosylprotein 3-beta-glucuronosyltransferase I
Exons: 5
Coding region: 234-1094 (286 amino acids)
Biological process (GO): chondroitin sulfate proteoglycan biosynthetic process; carbohydrate metabolic process
Cellular component (GO): Golgi membrane
Molecular function (GO): galactosylgalactosylxylosylprotein 3-beta-glucuronosyltransferase activity
Source: RefSeq, a predicted model, not a curated record